Spirometra erinaceieuropaei is the source of this 5651-nucleotide messenger RNA. NCBI's taxonomy places the organism in Eukaryota, Metazoa, Platyhelminthes, Cestoda, Diphyllobothriidea, Diphyllobothriidae. The record is from the annotation of a GenBank genome assembly.
AUGACUCCAACGGAAGGAGCUGAGAAAGAAGAAGAGGAGGAGAUCGUAGAAGUUCCCAUCGAAGUCGCACAGGAGUACGUGACGAGUCUCGUGGGCUUUGCGCCACUUCAGUUGUCCGAUGAUCGUAAGCCACUUUUGAUCACUCAGUAUUUGCAGUUUUUAACGUCGUGACUGACAACUUGGCCAAGUUAAUUGACCGAUUUCGUGAGGCUCUUGUUGAGAAAGUGAGUCAGAAAUCCCUCCUCUCCCACUAAUUCCAUUUGCCACCAGUUUGGACUCAGCAUCUCACCCAAGAAACUGGAGGCCUUUGUGCAUAGGUUGAAAGUCAAACUCCAGGGCCAUCAAAAUGCCCUUUUCAACAAGUUGGAUGUGAGUGUUGGAGGCUGCAGUGACGAUUCUGAUUGUUCCCUCUCAUCGUAGACUUUCCUACUUGAAGACCUUUUCGCGUUGGAUGAUAAUGUUGUCCUGAAGGAGGAUGCAGCACACACAACGUACUCCGCCAAAAUGGACAACGCACUGAUCAAGAGUAUAAGUAAACACGAACAGAACCUUUCACUGGUAGGUCAUCCUGUUUUAUAAUCUACGCCUUCUACUCUUCUGAUUUACUCCCAUUCACUCAACAGUCGGUUGCCAUACUCGAGCCGAAGACUCUUAAGGAUUACUUGCUGUUUAUCGGCGUUUCCUAGGUGAAGGGAACUACGACCUAGACAGUCAUUACUCGCUCGGGAAGCAAUUUAUGUCAUCCCCUCUCCUUGGCCCCUCACCCCUUUUCUAUGGCUUUCUCCGACUUCGUUCAUCUACAAUAUCCUUAGGAAAUCUGGUGUUUCACACGACAUCUUUGCGAUGACUCGUGGUUGCGCAGCAAAGGUGCCGCCAGGCAGCCUUGUGUCGAAAUCGUUCUAUGCCAGUGACAAUGUUAUGAGAGCACCAAGAUAUAGACUAGAAGUAUAUCUUCUGUGGUCCAGAGUGUUCUCGUUACGUGGGGCUUUCCCAACUCAUUGCGUAAAAUAAAUCAGAAAAGGUUACCUUAUAAGGCGAUGCACACACGAUCUCUGGGACAGUAGGUGUAUUAGUCUGAACUUUCGAUCUCGUACAGGAGGCCACCGUCAGAGACUGUGAGAAUGCGGUAUCAAAUGAGCAGUUUUUGUAGUUAAGCCAUGAAGGGGGGGGGAUAUGAGUGCAGAGGGUGGUAUUCGCGAUAAGCUGAUCCCCACGCCGUUUUACGACGGCGUGACUGCGUGUACCCUUGGCUGGAAAUUGGGUCUCGCCUCUUGGCCGCGGGAACGGAGCGCGUGAUGGCAGGGGGUUAUGCCAACGUGUCUGUUGAUAGAGUUGGUGUCAGACACCCAGGCCUCCAACAGUUCUCGCCCUGUCUUAUUGCUGGCCCGCGCUACUCUCGACGUGCUCGCGAAGUUGAAUUUGUGACCAUCCUCCAGGGUGUGAGUGGCGACCUGAGACAACGGGUCGCCUCUCCGGACCGCCCGUUUAUGCUCCGUUAUUCGUAAGCCAAGUCGUCGUCCGGUCUGUCUUGUGUAGUGCUGAGGGCAGUCCCGACAUGGGAUCUGAUAAACUACACCCGAUUGUUCUCCCAUGUCUAGUCAAUCCUUCACUCGUAUGAUUUCGUUGCGCAUGGUCGCUGUCGGACGGUGAGCGAUACCCACGCCGAGCUCUCCAGCGAUACGUUCAAUGGCUUCGGACACGUUCUUUAUAUAUGGUAGAGGGUGCCAGAGUGUUGGCGGCUCUCGUCCGUUUGUUCGCCAUGGGUGCGUGCGGAGGCAGCGGCUGAUGAAGCUGUUCGGGUAUUCAUUCCUUGCCAGUAGGUCCCGAAGAUGCUGAGGUUCUCGUACUCGUCCCUCUGGCCCACUACAGUGCCGUUUUACCCUUUGGAAGUGUCCUAACACAGCUGCGUUUAUGCGCCAUUGGUGGUUACAUUGGUAGUUCAGAAUCUGAGUCGUGUUAGUCGCCCUUCUGCACACCCAACGGCGAACUCUGACGGUGGCCUCCUGUACGAGAUCGAAAGCUCAGACUAAUACACCUACUGUCCCAGAGAUCGUGUGUGCAUCGUCUUUACAACAAGAACCUGGGAUUCGCAUAUUCGCUUCCAUCCGUGAAGGUCGCGGACGUGGGUUUUGGCUGCUCAGCAAAGGUGCCGCCAGGCAGCCUUGUGUUGAAGUCGUUCUCUACGAGUGACUAUGUUAUGCGAGCACCAAAAUAUAGACUAGAAGUAUAUCUUCUGUGGUCCAGAUUUCUCUCGUUACGUAGGGCUUUCCCAACUCAUUGCGUAAAAUAUAUCAGAAGAGGUCACCUUAGUCUCCAUCUUUGUCGGAAACUUCCUCGGGUUCUGAGUGUUAGGAUUUUAGACCAAAGCUCGAAUGUGAAGUGGAAAACCCUCAUGCUAUCUUCCAUUUAGACGAUGAUGACCCAACUUAUGCUUUUUCAGAUAAGACUUGCGGAAUUGCGGACCCCUCCAAUUGAGACCUUUUUUAGUUGCAUUGUGGAUCUAGGAAUUCCUUGUCUGUCAAUCAUGCUUUGUUUUAUUCGUCUCUUUAGCUAAACCUCGCAAAGAGGAAAAUGGAACAAGAAUUUUUGGAUCUGCAGGUUCUCCAAAAAGACCUGGAAGAAGCCAACACGCGGGUUAGGGACCUACUGCGCUCCUCUAUGGGCGUUGAAUCUGGUGGGUUGCAAUUGUACUACAUUUGAUUUAUUACUGCACGAUAUAUCACCUCUACUUAAAUAAGUCAAGUAGCAUGCAUACGUAUAGAGCAAUGGGCGCAUCGAUGUUAGUUUCCGGGGCUAAACAGACUCCGAAUGGGUGGCAGACUUUAUGAGCAGACAGCCAUCUGCCAGACUGAACUCGGUCAAGUUUCGAUAGCGUAUACAUUCAUAUGAAAGAAGAAGAUAAGACGAUCUCGGGGGAAGGCGGUUUACUCAUGUGACGUUUCGCACUCACACUUGGGCACGUCUUCAGACAGAAUGGAAAAUAUACGGUCUAAAUUAGUCUUUCUGACUUACUCCUGGUAGACCCAUCGUUCCCUCUCCGUAUUGGUCCUUCUUUUAUGCGCAGCUGGUGAUUAACGACCUCGUAUUGUGUUGGUAGGUUAGUAAAAUUGUCCUUAGAUUGUCUGGCUUCGAUUAUAUCUUUCAGCAUCUUACCUUCGGCACGUUCGAGUAAAUGUGCACUGUCAAAGGCAAAUUGCUGACAAUUCUCGAGGCUGUACAUAGCGAAAUGUGGUCAUACAGCAUUCCGCUUUACGACUGGCGCAUGCUUCUUCGUCGGUCGUGUCGCGGUAGUUGACCGGGAAGUCUAGGGGUUAAAGCGGUAAACAACUCCUGACCCGUCCGUAAACGGUAGCCGACUAUUUGGCCGCAUAAAGUGGCGGAUAGUGACCUCCGGCUGGUAUCCAGUGUCAAUGUUGAGUGGUCAUAACAUGCGUGCAAUGGCUUUUGAGACUUCCCCCACGUAGGGCAAGAGGUGGAAGGUUCCAGCUUCUAUUUUUUGCCCACUAUCGGUCUUUGUGUGUCUUUGGUACAGGCAACUCUUUAUAGGGCUAGUAGGGCGUCCGUUGGAUAGUGGUAAGUGCCGUAGAGGCCUGCGCCCUCGCAGCCUCUCGGUCCAUGUGCUGCACGUCGUCGGUCGUGCAGCAAAUGUGCGCAACAGUUAAGAUUUUACACGUGCCCGUAAAAAUCGAUGCUCCUGAGUCAUUCUUACAAAUAGGCCAUCGCCGAUGACUGAAAUCUCGUUCGGUUGGGUUGUCACCUUUUUUUCCUUUUUUUGUAACCGUUGUGCACGACGUCUUAUUCAAUGUGCUGAUUGAUUACUGAGUCGUCGGCAUGUACGGCCUCUACAAAUGCUCUGCCUUCCUUAGAUGAAGAGACACCAACAGUGCAAGUUUUGUCCGGCUUUCAGCGUAUACAUGGCAACUCGAAACAAGUAGUUUCGCCUCUGUACCGCAAAUUGGUGUUCAUGUAGCCGUGUAGAGACACCCAUUUCGGGGAAACAGUUUGAACAAAUAAUUAAGUUCCAUUUGAUAACUUUCGCUGUUAGAGCAGUGAGUUGUUGUUCGACUAAGGAGGCUAUUAACGGCACUCCGUUUUUGGUAGGUAGGGUGAUUGCUCUCGCAGGGUACACUAACGUCCUAGUGAGUUUGCAGUAAGAGGGCGUUCACCGAUCGGUUACGGGACUAACUCGUCCUGUCGUGCUUGGGGUUCAAUCUAGAGCUCCGUAAGCAUUUGCACAGCGAAUAGUAAUAUAUGCAGAGAAGGACUCUCGAGAAAGACAACCCAACUUACUGGUAGUCAGCUGGUGGAUUCUAAGUGAAUUACUUUGGAAAUCCUGCUUGGCCAGUCAACUUACUCUAUCAGAUUUGGUGGAUUCCAGACGUUGCAGUAGGUUGGGCGGGUAACUUGACCCAAAUAUGAUUAAACUCGCGUCGUCCGGCGGGUCCUCGUAACUCAAGUGGUUAGAGCGUUGGCUGUACUAAAGCCUUCCCCUGACUGCGUGGGUUCGAAUCCCACCAAGGCGCCGAGUUUUUCACAGUUGGGUCAAUAUGAAUGUAAUCCUUUUGUCAACUGACUGUGUGGCUUUUAGAGAUACAGGAAGUUUGGGUUUUAAGCAGUUUCCCAGAAAGACUGACUGUUGUACGCAAUGUUCUUGUUUACCUUGGAAAUUUGAUUCAAGGAAAAUAAGGGACUGAACGGUUGAAAUGAAAAGGCUUCUAAAAUCUGUUAGACGGGAACUUAGGCCACUGCGCCUCCAACUGGCACUGCUCUGGAUUUGCCGCUUCCGUGCGACUCACGUUCUUCUGCUAUCAGAGCGCGUAAAAGUGUGUUGUUUAGGGACGGACAGUCUGACUGUCGAUUCCGACGAUGUCCACCGUGUGCAAGGUGCAGCAGGCACGGUGACUUGCGCGUGAAUUAUUUUAUAGUGAUAGCAGAAUUGCACAACAUCGACCACAGUCUUUUCUCCACUCCCCACCUGGACCCAGUGUCAAGGCAUAGUCAAGAAGACCGGAGGCGAGGGAGGGCGCAGGUGGCUAGCACGGCCGGACCCGCACCUAGGCGUACCACCACACCCCCUGGUCCACAACAUGCACUUUACCAACAACAACACCCGAACAGGGGUCUGACGGACGAGGGUGAUGACUGGGCAGCCAUACCCACUGCCUGUUUACCAACUUGUUGGACACCGCCGUUUGGAGACCACCAACAGGCGGGGUGACUUAUUUCUCCUCUGGACCAGGCGUCGAGUUUUUUGGCAACCCAUUCAUGUGAGGUCUGAGUUAGCAAGUUCUGUUCCUUGUGAAUUGAGGAACUAGCGUGUGUGUGGCAAGCGUAGUGGGGAACUCCCUGCCCAUCUCCAGUCGUCUUGACUUCCCCUUUUUAUUUAAACGCUAUGAGCAUGGGAGGAUGGCAAAUGAAAUGGGUGCUACGUAAGUUCUUCCUGCUGUGAUUAAGAAUCCGGAAAAGUCAGACUACUUAUAUUCUGAUCAGUAGCAAGUUCUGCUUAUUUAGUUUAGAGUAUCGUUCUGGUUUUAUCCUUUUCUCCUUUGAUUUUAGUUGAGGUACUAGAACGCACUGUCAAGGCCGAGAGGGAACUCUGUGAAUAUAUCAAACGCGCAAGGGAUUCGGUUGCGUAUCCUCCACGCAAUUAA